GAGAGCAAUUUUGUUUUCCGAGGUCUUUCAUGAGGACUAAAAUUUAAUGUGCAAUAAAUAUUAUCCGUGUAACAGAAAAAAUUGCCUUAAAAGAGAAAUAAACUGGAAUUUAAUUGUUUAAACAAUGGCUAUGUAUAAUGAUCAGUUCUUUUCUGACUAUAAAGAAGUUUGGAGCAGGUCAGAUUUUCCUCUGACUCUAGAAUCUGAAAUAAUAAGAUCUAAUUCAAACUCGACAGAAGCAAGUUAUGAUAAUCCUAUGAAGUCUUUACUAUCUCUUGAUGAAACUAUUUUGAAUAAUUUGGAAAUUGAUAAUGACAAAGUCAACCAAAAUUGCAUAGAAAAUGAAUCUAUCAAUGAAUCUUGGUUCAAUGAUGAUUUAGAUAAAUCUAGAUUUGCAGAUACUGCAAGUCAAAUAAAUAGUGAUAUUUUGAGUCGGAACAUUACUGCUGAUUUGAACAACUCUGUUAGUUUAUUAAAGAAAAAAUUAUUUCUAACACAUACAAAUCAAGAAAAUUCAGUUAAAAGAAGACAUAUAGAUUUAAGUAAGAAUGAUGUUACUCCAAAAUCGUUUUUUGGGUUGCCUGAUAAAGUAAAGAAUCUUAUUAGAAAUUACAAAGGAAUAGACAAACUUUAUGAUUGGCAGGAAAAAUGUCUAAACAUGCUUGCAAUAGGUGAAAGAAAGAAUCUCAUUUAUGCUUUACCAACAAGUGGUGGUAAAACUCUUGUGGCAGAAAUAUUAAUGCUUAAAGAAAUUGUGUGUAGAAAGAAAAAUGCAAUGUUUAUUCUUCCAUUUGUAGCAUUAGUCCAAGAAAAAAUUCAAUCAAUGACACCUUUUGCCUUAGAACUCAAUUUUCUCAUUGAAGAAUAUGCAGCGGAAAAAGGUCAUUUCCCACCAAGGAAAAGAAGAAAAAAAAAUUCGUUAUACGUGUGUACUAUAGAAAAAGCACAAACAAUUAUUAAUUGUCUUAUUGAAUUGAAUCGACUAGAUGAGUUAGGAAUUAUUGUAGUUGAUGAGUUACACUUAUUAGGAGAAAACGGUGGAAGAGGAGCUACUUUGGAAUGUUUAUUAACAAAAGUAAUAUUCUCUGAACGAAAUAUUCAAAUAAUUGGGAUGAGUGCAACAAUUGGCAAUUUAAGAGAGAUAGCUAGAUUUUUAAAUGCAGAAUUAUAUCAGCAAAAUUUCAGACCAAUUGAGAUCAAAGAGUAUGUGCAGUGUGGAAAUUCUAAAUGGCUCAUCGAUAAAAGAGAAGAAAACAUGUUUACUAGAGAGAAAAUAAUUAAUUAUCAGUACACCGAAAAAGCUCGCGAAAGAGACAAAGAUUUUUUGGGUGGUUUAGUUAUGGAAGUGGCACCAAAAGAUUCUUGUUUAGUAUUCUGUUCUACAAAAAAGAAUUGUGAAAAUGUAGCUGUACUUCUUGUUGAUGUACUGCAAGGAAAAAAAACGGAAAUGCAAAAACACAAAGCGGAGGAAAAACUUAUACUUCUAAAUGCUCUGAUAACUGAAAAUGGACAGAUUUGCCCGAUUCUAAGGAAAACUAUUCCAUUUGGAUUUGCUUAUCAUCACUCAGGAUUAACUGCUGAAGAAAGAAGAUUAAUUGAGGAAGCUUUUAAAUCCGGUGUCUUGUGCGUUAUAUGUUGCACAUCAACUUUGGCAGCAGGAGUUAAUCUCCCAGCCAGAAGGGUAAUUAUACGAUCUCCUUACGUUGGCACACAAUUUCUAAAUAUUAGUCGGUAUAAACAAAUGAUUGGCAGAGCAGGCAGAGCUGGUUUAGGGGAAAUAGGAGAGAGCAUUUUAAUAUGCGCCAAAACUGAUGCUGAGAAGGUGCGGGAAUUAUUGAGCUCAAAAAUGGAUGACUCUAUAAGCUCGCUACACGAAGAGAAAGAUCGCGGAAUCAAUAAUUUGAUUAUCAGCUCAGUUCUUUUAUCUGUAGCUUCAACAAGAGCCGAUGUACACAAAAUUAUGUCAAAAACGCUAUUAAAAGUACAAGAAGACCGACUUUGCGUUUCAGUCAAAGAAGUUACCGAUAAAGCUCUAGUAUCAUUACUAAGAAACCAUAUUCUUAGGUUGAAAGAAACAAAUUCAAUAAAAUCAGAUUCAAAUCUAGAUACCAGUGUUAGAUUUCCUACACAGAUUGAACAAAACGAAGUUGACGAAGAAACGAAAAAAUCUGUAAAGAAAACGAAAAAUAUCAUCUACUUGACUAAUAGUACAGAGCUAGAACUUUGUCCUCUUGGAAAAGCAGCAAUGAAGGGAUCUAUCGAUUUACAUACUGCUGAAAAAUUAUAUGAAGAUUUAAAGAUAGCUCAACAAAAUUUAAUUCUUGACAAUUACUUACAUCUUCUAUAUUUAAUUACUCCUUUCGAGAAAGUUAGUCAAGUAAAGCCGGUUGGCGAUGUUUAUUAUGAUACUAUUAUGAAAUUACCACCAAAUGAAAUGCAGGUUGCUAAAUUGCUCGGUAUAAACGAAGCAACUGUGAUCAGAAUACGCGCAGGAAUGCCUACUUCCUCUGUUAGUACUGCUGUAAUAAACAAAUUCUACGUAACUCUCAUGUUACACGAACUGUGGCAUCGACGACCGAUUCAUAAGGUAGCUGCAAAAUAUCAAGUCGAUCGUGGAACAAUACAAAAUUUGUUAAGUUCUGCAUCUUCUUUUUCUUCAUCGAUCGUUCGAUUUUGUCAAGAAUUGGAUGAAUUUUGGGUAUUCAAGAAUCUAUUAUCCGAGUUUGGUCAAAAGUUAACGUACUGUUGUGCUGCUGAACUGGAACCAUUAAUGGAAUUACCGUUUGUUAAAAUUGGACGAGCCAUGCAAUUGUACAGAGCGGGAUAUCAAACUUUACAGUCAGUUGCAAAAGCGAAACCAGACGAGAUGGUGGAUAAAAUCAAUCAUUUACCGAGAAGAAUUGUUUCACAAAUUAUUUCUGCAGCUAAGUUGCUGGUGCUAAAGAAAGUUGAAAAUUUACGAGAUGAAGUAGAAGAUGUUCUGGAUGGUUUGGAAAUUUAAAACUUUUUGUUUACAACAUUAUGACGACUAGUGAAACGUACUAUAUGACUGUGAUAUUAGUUGAAACAAUUAUACUAUAUUUCUGAUUAUUAUUUACAGAAUUUAUUUAUUUAUCAAAGCUGUAAUUCUCUUUUUGUUUCAUAUGAUGGUAAAAAUGCCGCAUUACAGUAAUGUGAAAUUCGA
Phymastichus coffea is the source of this 3184-nucleotide messenger RNA. It is a transcript of the gene mus301, whose product is annotated as helicase POLQ-like. The coding region runs from base 125 to 3001 and encodes 958 amino acids. Lineage: Eukaryota; Metazoa; Arthropoda; Insecta; Hymenoptera; Eulophidae. The transcript is spliced from 14 exons. The record is from RefSeq and is a predicted model, not a curated record. Gene Ontology annotation, molecular function: nucleic acid binding; ATP binding.